GAGAUUAUUAUCCAAAAAGGCAAAGUAUCUCCUCCACUCAAAUCCAUUCGUACACCACAUUGAGUGUGUGCACCCCCCAAUCCCAUGCACACACCACAAAAAUAAAUAAAAGAAAACAAAAAACAAUAAGUUGAGAAAUUAGAAAGGAGAAUGCUUAGGUGCAGCAGCAGUAUAGCAGUUACUGCUGGUGUUGGUGUUUGCCACACUCAAAGAUUAUUAUGCUCACUUUCACUUCCCUUAAACUAUACAUUCUCUCACUCUCUUCGCAACCCUUUACUAUCGUCGAAUUCCGCGUUUCUCAAAUGGAAUAGAAACAUCAAUUCUAAGAUUAAUCGUUUUAGAAUGGCAACGCGCGCUUUGGCGCAACCGCUUCAGAAUGCUGAUGAGCUUAUUAACUCCGUCGAGACUUUCAUUUUCGACUGUGAUGGAGUUAUAUGGAAAGGUGAUAGCUUAAUAGAAGGAGUUCCUGAAACAUUGGACAUGCUUCGGUCAAAGGGAAAAAGAUUGGUUUUUGUCACCAACAACUCAACUAAGUCUAGGAAACAAUAUGGAAAGAAGUUUGAAACUCUUGGCCUGAAUGUCAGCGCGGAGGAGAUUUUUGCAUCGUCUUUUGCAGUUGCAGCGUAUUUGAAAUCCAUUGAUUUCCCAAAAGAUAAAAAGGUUUAUGUCAUUGGAGAAGAUGGCAUCUUGAAGGAGCUUGAGCUUGCUGGAUAUCAGUACCUUGGUGGGCCGGAAGAUGGUGGGAAAAAGAUAGAGCUGAAGCCAGGGUUCUUGAUGGAGCAUGAUGAAGAUGUUGGAGCAGUUGUUGUGGGGUUUGAUCGCUAUUUCAACUACUAUAAAAUCCAGUACGGAACUCUCUGUAUACGUGAAAACCCUGGAUGUCUUUUCAUUGCUACAAAUAGAGAUGCUGUUACUCAUCUCACUGAUGCUCAAGAAUGGGCAGGUGGGGGUUCUAUGGUUGGUGCUCUCAGCGGAUCUUGUCAACGCGAACCACUUGUUGUUGGAAAACCCUCAACUUUCAUGAUGGACUACUUAGCAAACGAGUUUGGCAUUUCAAAGUCACAAAUAUGUAUGGUUGGGGACAGAUUAGACACUGACAUUUUGUUUGGACAAAAUGGUGGCUGCAAAACUCUUCUUGUCCUCUCAGGUGUCACCUCAUUGUCGACACUACAGAGUCCAAACAAUUCCAUACAACCGGACUUCUAUACCAACAAAAUUUCAGAUUUUCUUUCCCUAAAAGCUGCUGCUGUUUGAUAAAUACAUGCUUUACGAGAUUUCUCUAAAUUCAAGUUGUGAUACUGUAUGAUAUAUAAAAUCCUUGUAAACAAUUUUUCCAAGAAGGUGGGGUAUAUAUAUAUAAACCACUUUGAGUGGGGAAACUGUAAUUCUUUGACAGGAAACAAUGUCAGUCAGUGUCAUCAAUAAUUAAUUACUUUGGACACACUAAAGUGCUUUUAGAGACAAUAUUUGUUUAUACAAUUUGAUGAAGAUAUAAAAAAUGGUGAACCGAGCUGUUUAGUUA
Messenger RNA from Cicer arietinum (chickpea), 1522 nucleotides. Its product is annotated as phosphoglycolate phosphatase 1A, chloroplastic-like. Gene Ontology annotation, molecular function: phosphatase activity. The record is from RefSeq and is a predicted model, not a curated record. Gene Ontology annotation, cellular component: cytoplasm. Lineage: Eukaryota; Viridiplantae; Streptophyta; Magnoliopsida; Fabales; Fabaceae.